AUGGAGCUGGUGCAGAAAGAGCACGACCGGCUUUCCAAGAAGAUCAAGGCCGGUCAAGGUAUCAAGAAUGUGCAGUCCACCAUAGAUUUGCUUCAGUCGGCACGAGAUGCAAUUGCUGCAGAUCCCAGUCAAGCAUCCAUUACACUGGCUAAGCUCCAGAAUCCCGUCAAAUCGUCUUUCGAUUCCAUCAAUGAUAGUCUUAAGGAAACACACAGUGGUCUCAACAAAUACUCCAAGUCGUUAGAUAAGUUAUUCAAAGACCGGCCUUUGCCGAGCACCGAACAUGAUGUCCUUUCCUCCCAAGAACAUCUUAUCAACAGAGCUAUCGCUAUGCACCUUCUCCGAGAAGGACAGUUUUCCGUUGCAUCAGAGUUCCUGAACGAAAUGGCACAAAAGAAAGCGAUCAAGAAGCAACAAGAAGGAGAUAUUGGGGCUAUAGACGAUGCGGCCUCGCUCUUAGAUCUCGACGAAGUUCCGCCGGGCGAAGUACGGCAACAGUUCCACACUAUGUACCAUAUUCUUCAUGAGCUGAAGGAAAACAAUAACCUGCUGCCGGCAAUACAGUGGUCCAGGGAGAACAAGGAGGCUUUGGAGGCGAGGGGUAGUAACCUUGAGUUUGAAUUGUGCAGGCUGCAAUUCGUCUGGCUUUUCUACGGCGGACAACAUCAGCAAGGUCCCAGUCCGGGUGGGCGGCAGGCAGCUUUGGAAUAUGGCAGGCGUGAAUUCCACACAUUCUUGCCCAGGUAUCUACGCGAGGUCCAGCAGCUCAUGGGUGCAAUGGCCUUUUGCCCCAAUCUGCGAGACUCCCCGUACAACCAUAUCUUCAACAACCCGUCGGCAUGGUCCGAUGUGGCACACUCAUUCACGCGAGAGUUUUGCUCGCUACUCGGAUUGUCGGCAGAUUCGCCCCUAUAUGUUGCUGCUACUGCUGGUGCCAUUGCGCUGCCGACGCUGUUGAAGUUACAGACUAUCAUGAAAGCCAAACGAACCGAGUGGACCACGGAGAACGAGCUCCCGGUCGAGAUCCCGCUACCCCCGUCGUAUCUCUUCCAUUCUAUCUUUGUAUGUCCCGUGUCAAAGGAGCAAACUACGGAUGAGAAUCCCCCCAUGAUGAUGCCCUGUGGGCAUGUUAUCGCGGAGGAGUCACUCAAACGGUUGUGCAAGGGUAGCCGGUUCAAGUGCCCUUACUGCCCGAGUGAGAGUCACCCUCGGGAGGCGAGAAAGGUAUUCCUCUAG
Aspergillus tubingensis is the source of this 1236-nucleotide messenger RNA. RefSeq names its product ubiquitin-protein ligase RMD5. The coding region runs from base 1 to 1236 and encodes 411 amino acids. Gene Ontology annotation, molecular function: ubiquitin protein ligase activity. Gene Ontology annotation, cellular component: nucleus; GID complex; cytoplasm. NCBI's taxonomy places the organism in Eukaryota, Fungi, Ascomycota, Eurotiomycetes, Eurotiales, Aspergillaceae. Gene Ontology annotation, biological process: proteasome-mediated ubiquitin-dependent protein catabolic process. The record is from RefSeq and is a predicted model, not a curated record. The transcript has 4 exons.